GUGAUAGAGGAGGUUUAAAGUCCAAACACGGUCGCAGUGAAUCGCACUAACAUGGAGCGACAGAAGAAGAAGAUACUGUGCGUUGGUCUGGUUUGUCUGGACAUCAUCAGUGUGGUGGACAAGUUCCCGGAAGAGGAUACUGACAACCGCUGUGUGUCACAGCGGUGGCAGCGAGGAGGGAACGCCUCCAACUCCUGCACUGUUCUGACUCUGCUCGGCUCGCCCUGCGCUUUCAUGGGCUCGCUCUCCGCUGGACCUGCAGCCAAUUUCAUUGUGGAUGACUUUUCUCGACGUGCCAUUGAUGCCUCUGCCGUGGUCUGGCAGGCUGAAGGUGAAACACCGAGUGCAUGUUGUGUUGUUUGUCAGUCCAGUGGAACUCGUACCAUCUUUCUCUCUGACACUAACCUCCCUGAUGUCACUGCGGACGACUUCUCCAAAGUGGACCUGCACCAGUUCGGAUGGAUCCACUGGGAGGGUAGGAACGCUGCCGAUCAGGUGAAGAUGAUUGAACGUGUGAAAAAGUUCAACACAUCUUCAGCUCCUGAAGACAGAAUCACCAUUUCUGUGGAGAUUGAGAAAACCCGGGAGCCCCUGUACCAGCUGUUCCCUCACGGCGACGUGGUGUUCAUCAGUAAAGAUGUUGCUCGGCAUUUUGGCUUCCAGACAGCUGAAGCUGCCUUGAAGGGUCUGUACGGCCGUGUCAGAGAGGGAGCUACUCUGAUCUGUGCCUGGGCAGAAAAGGGAGCCGAUGCUUUGGGUCCAGACGGCAUCCUGGUUCAUUCAGAUGCUUUUCCACCGGACAGUCUAGUGGACACGCUCGGAGCAGGAGACACUUUCAACGCGGCUGUCAUCCACAAGCUGUCCAACGGAGCGAGUUUAACGGAGGCGCUGAGCUUCGGCUGCAAAGUUGCAGGAAAGAAAUGUGGUUUCCAUGGUUACGAUCGACUCGCCGUGGAGUUUCCACCAGAGUAAGUGGAACCUGAUGGACCCAGGAACUGAAGUCACUCAAUAAUAUAAAUGGAGGAGCUGAAAACUGCUGAGUAAUUCACAAAAAUCCAGCCCUGUAAAGUCCCCGGUCGGUUCAGACUGAACCUUCUCCCCAACAUGACAAAACCACAUCUCAGUUCAAAUCAAAGACACAAUUCAAUAAACACAAAGCAAAAUAAACUGAUUUAAUUCUCAAGAAAUUCCUGAAGAUAUUACAGAUGGUUUUAAUUCCAUGCUCAUUUAGUCUUGAUCUGUAACAGGUUAUUCCAACAUGAACGAACUAUAAAUACAAUAAAUACACUUCACUAAAGGUGGUCACCUUAUCGAUGACGCAGCAUUUCAUCAUGGAGAAUCAAAAGGGAAGAAGGGAAAAUAACAAGCGAAGUCAAAACUUUUUCUCUCUCUGUCAUGACGUGGUUACGAUGCAGCAUGAGCUCAUGUAUGAGCUGCGCAAGCCACGUGGCAUCUCAGACGCCGCAGUUAUAUCUCAGUCGAGUUUCCUGCUGCCACCAUGCUCCUCAGGCCUUUGCUGAAGUGAAGGUUGGCUCCGAUGACGAUGUAACCCUGCAACAUCCACCACAUGAGCACGUCGGUUCAGUUCAACUGUAACCAUGAAGUGUUUGUCCACCUGUCGGCUCGAUCAUAUGCAUUGUUUCAAGAUUGUUUUUGUGUUGCGCACAUUAUUAUUAAAAAUAUUAAACAACAUGAAACUACAAGUUAUAAGGCAUGUUGAAUCAA
Messenger RNA from Synchiropus splendidus (mandarinfish), 1725 nucleotides. RefSeq names its product ketohexokinase (gene khk). The transcript is spliced from 8 exons. Lineage: Eukaryota; Metazoa; Chordata; Actinopteri; Syngnathiformes; Callionymidae. Gene Ontology annotation, biological process: fructose metabolic process. Gene Ontology annotation, molecular function: ketohexokinase activity. Bases 52 to 972 code for a protein of 306 amino acids. The record is from RefSeq and is a predicted model, not a curated record.